GUGCAACUCUCCUUAUCUCACUUGAAAUCCCCUUUUUGUGGUUACAGAGAGAUUCCAUACGGUUAAUUUAGGUAUUUCAGUUUUAAGACAAAGCUUGAAAUGAGCAAUAUAAAGCUAGGCGUUGAAGUCAUAAGCGCACAUGGUCUAUUUCAGGGAGACAAGCAAAACUCAUGUAGCCCUUUCGUGGAGCUCAAGUUUGAUAACCAAAUAUUCCGCACAACCACCAAACCCAACGAUCCAAACCCCGUCUGGCACGAGAGUUUCUACUUCCUUGUCUCUGAUCCUUCCUUCCUCUCCACCCGUACACUCGAAGCCCAUGUCUUCAGCUACCAGGACGAAUUCGAUGCUAAGCCCUUUCUUGGCAAAGUUCGAGUCAAUGGAACAUCCUUUGUUCCUCGCUCUGAAGCAGCUCCUUUCAACUACCCUCUAGAGAAACGCAGCGUUUUCUCUCGAGCGCGUGGGGAGCUUGGUUUGAGAGUCUUCAUCACUGACGACCCUUCAGUCUCAGAAUCUCCUCGAGCUUAUAUCCCGAGCCCGGGUAGAGAACCUGUAAGCUCACUAAUCACAGAUGAUGCUGAUGAGAGAAGAGAGCUUAAGAAGCCUAUAACACGUACGUUUUAUAACGCAACCCCUUCAGUGAACCAACAACAGCCGGCAACGAUGAACUAUGGCAUGCACGAGAUGAGAGCUGCUGCGCCAAUGCCUCCAAGAGUAGUUCAAUACAACGGUCCAGCUCCACCAUCAGAUUUCUCAGUCAAAGAGACGAGCCCUUUCCUGGGAGGUGGACAGAUCAUCGGAGGACGAGUGGUUCGUGGUACAAAGAGACCAGCAAGCGGCACAUAUGAUCUCGUUGAAGAGAUGAGGUUUCUCUUCGUGCGAGUCGUGAAGGCGCGUGACCUCCCCGACAGAGACCUUACGGGAAGCUUAGACCCUUACGUUGAAGUAAAAAUAGGAAACUUCAAAGGAGUUACAAGACAUUUGGACAAGAACUCGAAUCCGGAGUGGAACCAGGUCUUUGCCUUUGCUAAAGAGAAUCUUCAGUCGAAUGUUCUUGAAAUAGUGGUGAAGGAUAAAGACCUUGUCCUUGACGAUUACGUUGGUACUGUUCGGUUUGAUCUCCAUGAGGUUCAGUCUCGUGUUCCCCCGGACAGUCCUUUAGCUCCCGAGUGGUACAGACUUGAGAACAAAAGACAAGAGAAGAAGAAGAGAUCUGAGAUAAUGCUUGCUGUCUGGGAAGGUACUCAAGCCGAUGAAGCUUUCGGGGAUGCGGUUUUCUCAGACUCAUUGACAUCUUCAGACAGUUCGGACAUUAUAUCGGCCAACCUCCGCUCGAAAGUGUACCAUUCUCCUCGGCUAUGGUACCUAAGGGUGAGGAUAAUAGAGGCUCAGGACGUGAUCAUCGUCUCCGACAAGUCUCGUAUUCCUGAGGCCUUUGUGAGGAUCCAGAUUGGUAAUCAGAUGUUGAAGACUAGAGUCUCUCAGAGAACGUUUCAUCCGACAUGGGACCAGGAGUUCAUGUUUGUAGUCGCGGAGCCGUUUGAAGAAAACCUGGUCCUCUCGGUGGAAGACCACUCUGAACCUAACAGAGAUGAGCCUGUAGGCAAAGCUGUGAUUCCUCUCGCUGCUAUUGAGAAACGUACGGAUGAUAAAAAGUUUCGUAGCCGCUGGUUUCAUCUCGAAGACUCGAUCUCAGACGCAAUGGAUGAAGACAAAGCCAAGAAGGUGAAGUUCGCUACUAGGAUCCAUGUGGCCGCGGCUCUUGAAGGAGGCUACCACGUUUUCGAUGAGUCCACUUACUACAGCAGCGAUCUCAGGCCAACGGCGAAACCGCUCUGGAAACCGCCGAUAGGAGUAUUGGAGCUUGGGAUACUUAACGCAAACGGGCUCCACCCGAUGAAAAGUAGGGACGGGAAAGGUGUAUCGGACACAUACGUUGUUGCUAAAUACGGUCACAAGUGGGUUCGGUCGAGAACUAUAAUCAACAGCUUGAGUCCAAAGUACAAUGAGCAGUACACAUGGGAGGUUUUCGACCCCGCAACGGUCUUAACCAUCUGCGUCUUCGACAACGGUCAUUUCGGAGGAGGAAACAACAGAGAUCAGACGAUUGGGAAAGUACGUAUCAGACUCUCCACUCUCCAGAGUGGUCGUGUGUACACAAACGCUUACCCAUUACUUGUUUUACAACCAUCUGGUCUCAAGAAAAGAGGCGAGCUUCACUUAGCCGUGAGGUUCACAUGCACAUCAGUCUCCAACAUGCUGAUGAAAUACACAAAACCACUCUUGCCUAAGAUGCAUUACACACAGCCUUUAUCCGUAAACCUACAGGAAGUGCUUAGGGUGCAGGCUCUCAACAUAAUGGUGACUCGACUAGGCCGGUCAGAGCCGCCUCUUAGACGUGAAGUUGUUGAGUAUAUGACGGAUGCUAAGACCCAUCUGUUCAGCAUGAGGCGAAGCAAAGCCAACUUCUACAGGUUCACCGCGGUGUUUUCUGGAGUGAUGUCGGUGUGGAAAUGGAUGGGGGAAGUGUGCAGCUGGAGGACGCCGGUGACGACGGCGCUGGUGCACGUGCUGUACACGAUGCUUGUGAGGUUCCCGGAGAUGAUUUUGCCGACUGUGUUUCUUUACAUGGCUGUGAUUGGGCUGUGGAACUACAGGUUUAGGCCAAGGUUUCCUCCUCAUAUGGACACCAAACUGUCUUAUGCAGAGAGUGUGAAUGCUGAUGAACUCGACGAAGAGUUUGACAUCUUCCCGACCAUGAAGGCUCCGGAUAUUGUUAAAAUGAGGUACGACCGGCUGAGAAUUGUAGCGGGGAAGAUACAGUCCGUGGUGGGAGACAUAGCAGCACAGGGAGAGCGCUUGCAGGCUCUGUUGAGCUGGCGUGAUCCACGCGCCACCGCAAUAUUUGUAACGUUCUGUUUGAUCAUAGCCAUGGUUCUGUACAUAACACCUUUUAAAUUGUUUGCUCUCCUAUCUGGUUACUACUUCAUGAGACACCCUAGGCUCCGACACCGUAUUCCCUCCGCUCCACUCAACUUUUUCCGACGACUUCCGGCCAUGACGGACUCUAUGCUCUGAAUCAUGCUUGUAUAUAAAUAUAUCGUCUUCAUUGCAUUUGAAUUUGAAUUUAUAUCUAUCUAUA
Brassica oleracea var. oleracea is the source of this 3139-nucleotide messenger RNA. RefSeq names its product protein QUIRKY-like. The transcript is spliced from 3 exons. Lineage: Eukaryota; Viridiplantae; Streptophyta; Magnoliopsida; Brassicales; Brassicaceae. The record is from RefSeq and is a predicted model, not a curated record. The coding region runs from base 100 to 3075 and encodes 991 amino acids.